GUUCCUAUAAUAUAUGCUGUCAUCGCUUCUACAUUUAUGAUUGCAAAAAAAAUCAGCAUUGCAUGAUGGUGUUCUCUGUUUCCGCUCAGGUUCAGGGACAACCUCGACGCUCUUCCCUCUCCUCCACAGAUACAGUUCAAACAGGCAUGAAUUAAUCAUGUAUCGGGCUAGCUAUGAUUUUGCGAUUCAAGCCGAUUUCUAAGCAUCGGAGAUAGACUCAGACAUCCCAUACCGUUUUGUUAAUUGACCCCUCUCGCAGGAUUCGAGUAUAAAGACGUCAGCAACAGCACGAUGUCAACAAAUACUACCGUCUCUUUCUCCUCCUACCUGAAAUUUCCUUCCCGUUACUACUCACAUCAUGAAAUACGUCCAACUCGGUUCUUCAGGCCUGCGUGUCUCGCCUGUGUGCGUAGGGUGCAUGAGCUUCGGCGACCCCAACACGCUCAUGUCGUGGACGAUCCCCGAGGAGGAAUCGCUGCCCAUUCUGGACCACGCGUACAAGUCCGGCAUCAACUUCUUCGACACGGCCGACAUGUACGCGAACGGCACGUCGGAAGAGAUCCUGGGCAAGGCGAUCCGCGAGUUCGGCUGGCGGCGCGAGAGCAUCGUCGUGGCAACCAAGGUUUUUAACCCCGUCGGGCGCGGCAACGACAAGGUGAUCCGCAUCUCGGAAGACGAGCGCAACAAUCUAGGCUAUGUCAACCAGUAUGGGCUGAGCCGCAAGCAUAUCCUGUCUGCUGUCGACGCGAGUCUGAAGCGACUGGGGCUCGACUAUAUCGACCUACUGCAGAUCCACCGCGCCGACCCUACCGUCCCAGCGCGGGAGACCAUGGAGACCCUCAACGACCUCGUCCGGUCAGGCAAGGUACGGUAUAUCGGCGCCUCGUCCAUGUGGGCACAUCAGAUGCUUGAGUACCAAUACACGGCGCGUCAGCACGGCUGGAGCGAGUUCAUCUCCAUGCAGAACCUCUACAACCCCAUCUACCGUGAGGAGGAGCGCGAGAUGAUGCCCAGCUGCAUGAAGUUCGGCAUGGGCGUGAUUCCCUGGAGUCCCCUGGGUAUGGGCUACCUGACCCGCCCGUGGAAGACGUGGGGGGAUACCUCGCGCGGCCAGGCGCAGGCGGGUCGUGUCGCCGGCGGCAUCCCCGACGAGUCUGACCAGCGCAUCAACGAGCGCAUCGAGGUCAUCGCUACAGAGCGGGGUGUGUCCAUGGCGGCUGUCGCCAUCGCGUGGGUACUCUCCAAGCCCUUUAUCACCUCAGUGGCCACUGGUAUGACCAAGAUCGCGCGUGUCGACGAGGCGAUUGCAGCCAUCGAUCUCAAGCUCACCGAGGAGGAGAUCAAGUCGAUCGAUGAUCUAUACCAGCCCAAAGCCGUGCGGGGGCAUUUUUAGAAAGCCGCUUUU
Molecule: messenger RNA, 1405 nt
Organism: Penicilliopsis zonata CBS 506.65
Lineage: Eukaryota; Fungi; Ascomycota; Eurotiomycetes; Eurotiales; Aspergillaceae
Exons: 1
Coding region: 359-1393 (344 amino acids)
Source: RefSeq, a predicted model, not a curated record